CCUCCGCAUGACAUCACCGCUGGACAAAGCAGCAAGGAGUGGUUUCUUCCAAGAGAAGCCCCCAAAUCAAUGAAACAACACAACAGGGAAAAAAUCCCUGUAAUUUUAUCUGCCGUCUAAAUCAAAGUGCGUGGGCUGCGUUUCUAGCGGUGCUUUGUUGUGAGAGGAAUGAACUGCUCUGGAAAAUAACAUCGUUUGGACAGAGGAGAGAGCCACCUCCGCUGGACGGUCGUGCUGUGUCUGAAGACGUGGACCCGCUGUUUGAAUCCAUCCUGAAGCAUCAUGCUAGCCCUCCUGCUGCUCGCAAUGCUGGCCGUCCACGCAGUGGCUAAGCUGGAACUGCAAGUCCCAGAACUCCCAGUGGUGGCGCUGCAUGGAAAAGACGUCGCCCUCAACUGCUCCUUCAACCACACGAGUCCCUUCAACCUGUCCGACGUGACUGUGUUCUGGCAGCUGACUGACACCAAGCGCAGCGUCCAUGGGUUCUUCAUGGGGCAGGACCAGCUGACGGAACAGGCAGAGAGCUACGCCAACCGAACCAGCCUCUUCCCUUCCCAGCUGACCAUGGGCAACGCUUCACUCCUACUACGAAGGGUGGCGGUUGCUGACGAGGGCAGCUAUACCUGCUUUGUCAGAGUGCAAGAGUACGACAGCGCUGCCUUGCUGCUGCAGGUCGCAGCUCCUUAUACCAAGCCUGAGGUCACGUUGGAGCCUGAAUCCAACCUGCGGCCUGGGGACGAGGUGGCCCUGACCUGUGUGGCCUAUGGUGGGUAUCCCAAGGCCGAUGUCAUAUGGCAGGACGGGAGCGGACGCAACCUGACGGACAACAUCACAACUUCAGUGGUGGCCAAUGAACAAGGGCUGUUCACCAUGACCAGUGUGCUGACCGUCGUGCUGGAGCCCAACAGCUCCUUCAGCUGCAGACUGAUCAACCCGCUGCUUAGUGAAGAACGCUCCAUCUUUGUCACAGUCACAGGUCAGAACAUUGCUUUCCCUCCGGUGGCUCUGUGGGUUACUGUGGGCCUGGCCGUGUGUCUGCUGGGCCUGCUCAUCGCUCUGGCUGCUGUCUGCCGAAGGAAGAUCAAGGAAAGCUGUGAGGAGGCCAGGAGAGAAGGGAAGGCUGGAAAGGUCAGCAAACGUAGAGAAGUGGCCGAGGAGGCCAAGGAGCUGGAAGAAGAGGAAUCGAAGACAGCGAUGACGCCACUGAAGAGCUAAGAACGACAGAGUGAAGAAGUCGAGGCCAGACAGUCGGGGUGGAAGAAGGAGGAGAUGAGUCUGGCGGGUAAUCCCAGUCCACCUAUCCAUCAACCUGGAGACUGUUUCCAGCAUCCCCUGCAGAAUGUCAAAGCCUCGCUGAGCAGAAGAUGAGUCCAUCAUCUCCUUUCUUAGGUUUUCCCUCGAGUUCCCACCCAAACACAUAAACACAUCAUGUGCCAUUAGUUUCUAUUGCCUUCCUUUCAUUCUCUCGACGGAGACGCGCAACGGCGGGUAAACGCAGUUGAAUGAGUCGUGUUGCCUGCGACACGAAGAGCGGCGGGCGCUUUUGAAAACGACAGGAUGUGACAGGAUCCUUUGUCUGUCACUGACAUCACUCUGCAUGCGUCGCGAUGGGGCGUGUGCCAGAGAUCUGCUGUCUAAUAGGAAGUGAGACACUUAAAGAGAUGACCCUGCUUCAGUUGCCAGAGAGAGAGAGAGAGCGAGCGAGCAAGCCCGGCUCUCCUAUUACGCCGCAACUUGCUAAUUAGCGUCUGUCGCUGGAGUAACUUGUACCUGUCAGUGUGCGCCGCUCUCCUAUAUUCAGUAAGUCGAGGCAAUUGAAAGUGAACGCCAGCGAAGCUCCAACAAACUGCAAAUGGCGGAUGUGAAACACUCUGAUCCCUCUCCCUGACCCGACAGCUUUUACAUGUAAGAAAUUGUUUUUAAUGAAGAAAGACAAUCUCGGCUAGUUUCUAGAGCUGACGCCGAAUGUUUUAUCUCUUCCGGCCUGCGGGGUGUACAUUUUUUUUUUUAUUGCAUCCUUUUGAAGUACUUAAGCGAGUCCCAGUGCCAUAUGCCUAUGUAUGAAUACCAAAGCCAUUUGUUUGAAAUAAUGAAAAAAAAAAAAACCCAGUGCCUAUUUACAUUAAAGAGACAUGGUGAAACUGUC
Molecule: messenger RNA, 2146 nt
Organism: Poecilia latipinna (sailfin molly)
Lineage: Eukaryota; Metazoa; Chordata; Actinopteri; Cyprinodontiformes; Poeciliidae
Gene: cd276
Product: CD276 molecule
Exons: 9
Coding region: 283-1215 (310 amino acids)
Biological process (GO): T cell receptor signaling pathway; regulation of cytokine production
Cellular component (GO): external side of plasma membrane
Molecular function (GO): signaling receptor binding
Source: RefSeq, a predicted model, not a curated record